AUGGAGAACCAUGAGCCUGGAACAGAAAAUAACACCUCCGUUGAAAAUCUAGACCAUCUGGUGAAAGAUAUUGAAUCGACGUUGGAGUUCGUUAAGAGUUCCAAGCUUCCCGCCGCGCAACACUGUAUCAUCCGCUCUGUAAACCCUUUGCUCCGUCGAGUAAAUGAAGCAGCCUACCGACCGCUAUUUGUCCUCAUCGGCCCCCUUCGUUGUUACACUUCUCUCUUAGAGCCCAUGGAAUUGCAGAAGCGAAUAUAUCUAGCCUCCUUCCUCCAACGACGUAGGAUCGGUGCUAGCUUGAACGAGUUUUGCAAGCCGAUCAAAGACUCCUCCCCCGAAAUCCGAAGCCGAUACGAAGAACCAUAUUACCGGAGAUGCGAUUUUAAGGCACACCAAAUCCAACAGAACAUACCGCCGAGUGACGACAACCUCCGGUGGUUCAUAGAGAUGGUUUUAGCUGAUGCAGCAUUCAUUAUUGAACUCUUCUUGAGAAUCUAUCACAAGGAAGGUCGGCCGGAAUCGGAAACCGAUUUCGUCUUUGAUAGCCCCGGGAAGAUAUAUGAUAUCAGACGAGACUUGUUCUUGGCUCACAAUCAACUCCCCUUGUUUGUUCUUAAACAAAUAUAUCAUCGUGCCUUUGGUAACAAUCCCGAUCACCCUUCGUUUAUUCAUCUCAGCUGCAAUUUCUUCUACCCUUAUUUCAACCAAAACAUAUCCAUCCAUGAUUUGUUUCAACAAAACCAAUCUCAUGGUGAUUUUAUAGCCAAGCUCGAUGGUGCUAAGCAUUUUACUGAUUUGCUUAGAACACUUCAGCUACAACAUUCAUUUGACAGCCCUGGAAGCAAUGGAACCCAAGCUCAAAUGAGUCGGGGUCGGGUUCAAGGUAAAUAUUUAUACAGUGCAACUCUACUGCGUGCAGCGGGGGUGAAGUUCAGAGUGAGCUCGAGCAAGUGCUUGCUGGACAUCAAAUUGGAUGAGUCGACGGAACCGUUUUUCCGAAACAUCAUGGGGUGGGAGCAGAGCUAUUAUCCGGAAGAAACCCUCGUCUGUGACUAUGUUUUUCUAAUGGAAUAUCUCAUAAAAUCUAGUGAUGAUGUGGAUUUACUUGUUCGGAAAAGGAUUAUCAUCAACCAGCUGGGGAGUCACACGGCGGUGGUGACUUUGUUCAAUGACCUCUGCAAACAUAUUCCUCCGGCGGAGAAUAACCGUUACUCGGAGACUUUCAGGGACCUCAAUGCUUACAACUCAGUUCGAUGCCAUGGAUGGAUGGCAAAGCUGAGACUACUCUACUUUUCGUCUUUGUGCAGAAGUGUCGCUACGCUUGCUGCAACUGCGCUCCUUUUGCUCACUCUCACACAAACUAUAUGUGCUCUCAUCGCCCUUUAAUUGUAAUCACCAUUUUUACCUCCCCUAUUUAGCAACCAACGACAGCAGCUCCUCCACGUGCAU
Molecule: messenger RNA, 1449 nt
Organism: Hibiscus syriacus
Lineage: Eukaryota; Viridiplantae; Streptophyta; Magnoliopsida; Malvales; Malvaceae
Exons: 2
Coding region: 1-1386 (461 amino acids)
Source: RefSeq, a predicted model, not a curated record